CCGUAAUAUCAAAUUCAUAGCGAUUUGUUGUCACCCAGAAUGAUUUAAAUCAUUUGGAACCCGAUUGGUUCGAACGUCUGUAUCUGACUGAUGUCCAACUUAAUUCUGUGCAACUACCCCUAUACCGUGGCCACUAACAGAACACCCUUGGUCCCAAAUUCAUAUUGAUUUUGCUGGUCCUAUAAAUGGUGUAUCUUAUUUAGUGGUGGUAGAUGCUUUCUCUAAAUGGACAGAAGUUAUACCAAUCGUUUCACCGACAACUUCGCAGACUCUCAUAGCUCUGAAUGAUGUAUUCCUCCCACCAUGGUCUACCAGAAACCAUAGUUACAGACGACGGUUCACAGUUUACGUCUCAUCGAAUUCAGCAGUACUGUAGUCAAAAUGCUAUCAAGCACAUGUUCUCACCCCCGUAUCAUCCUCAAUCAAACGGUCAAGCAGAACGUUUUGUUGAUACCUUGAAGGAAGCUCUGCUCGAAGCAGAGGGAGAGGGAACACCAUUUGACGUCAUCCAAAAAGUUUUGAUGGUAUAUCGCACAACGGCAAAUGAGUCAACACCGAACAAACAAUCGCCAGCAGAGGUUCUUUAUGAACGCAAACUAAGGACGAUUUACAGCUUCAUGUUACCACCGGCACCCAGACGUGACGACGCAUCACUUAGAAAUAAAAGAAAAUUUGAUGUUGGUGACGCUGUCUAUGCCCGCGACAAUCGAGCAGGGCAUUAACUUUGGAAUAAAG
Trichobilharzia regenti is the source of this 735-nucleotide messenger RNA. Lineage: Eukaryota; Metazoa; Platyhelminthes; Trematoda; Strigeidida; Schistosomatidae. The record is from the annotation of a GenBank genome assembly.